Molecule: messenger RNA, 2088 nt
Organism: Trichomycterus rosablanca
Lineage: Eukaryota; Metazoa; Chordata; Actinopteri; Siluriformes; Trichomycteridae
Product: frizzled-8-like
Exons: 1
Coding region: 1-1728 (575 amino acids)
Biological process (GO): non-canonical Wnt signaling pathway; canonical Wnt signaling pathway
Cellular component (GO): plasma membrane
Molecular function (GO): Wnt receptor activity; Wnt-protein binding
Source: RefSeq, a predicted model, not a curated record
AUGACGACUCGUGUGCUUGGACUUUACCUCCUGUGCAUCCUCCUGCAAAGAAAGAGCUGGGUAGCAGCCCGAGAGCUGGUAUGCGAGGAGAUCGCGGUGCCGCUGUGCAAAAGCAUUGGCUAUAACUACACCUACAUGCCCAACAGCUUCAAACACGACACGCAGGACGAGGCCGGACUCGAGGUGCACCAGUUCUGGCCGCUAGUGGAGAUCCACUGUUCGGCCGACCUGCGCUUCUUCCUGUGCAGCAUGUACACGCCGAUCUGCCUGAAAGACUACGGUAAACCUUUGCCCCCGUGCAGGAGUGUGUGCGAGCGCGCCCGGGCUGGCUGUGCGCCCCUCAUGAGGCAGUACGGCUUCCCGUGGCCCGAGCGGAUGAGAUGCGAGCUGUUACCCGUGCAAGGUGACCCUAACACUUUGUGCAUGGAUUACAACGCGACAGAAGCCACGAGCGCACCACCGAAACCAGCAAGGCCAACUCACGCACCGGGGAAAAAGACCAGAACUGGGCAGAAGCGCACGCACGGGGGCAAACACAAGUCUACGUGCGAACCGGGCUGUCAGUGUGGCGCACCGAUGGUGACCCUGGAGCGCGAUCGUCACCCCUUGCUGUACAACCAGGUCAAAACUGGGGGUGUGAAGAACUGCGCAAUGCCCUGUCACAGCCCGUAUUUAAGCGAUCAAGAAAGGACGUUUACGGUAUUCUGGAUCGGACUGUGGUCAGUGCUGUGUUUUGUGUCAACGUGCGCAACCGUGGUGACGUUCCUGAUCGACAUGGGGAGGUUCAAAUACCCAGAGCGGCCGAUCAUCUUCCUCUCUGCGUGCUACAUGCUCGUGUCAGCGGGGUACAUCAUCAGGAUGGUGGUGGGUCACGAGAACGUGGCGUGCGAUGGCGAUUCUGGAGCAGAACACGUGCGCUAUGGGAGCACCGGUCCUGCACUGUGCACGCUCGUCUUCCUGCUGGUGUACUUCUUCAGCAUGGCGAGCUCUCUCUGGUGGGUCAUUCUGUCUCUCACGUGGUUUCUGGCUGCUGGGAUGAAAUGGGGCAGCGAGGCCAUCUCGAGCUACUCACCCUACUUCCACCUGGCCGCCUGGCUCAUCCCGAGCGUCAAGUGCAUCGCCGUGCUGGCGCUCAGCGCAGUCGAUGGGGAUUCGGUUUCAGGAAUAUGCUACGUCGGCAACCAGAACUUGGACAACCUGCGUGGUUUCGUGCUCGCCCCGCUGCUGAUCUACCUCUUCGUGGGGACCAUGUUCCUCCUAGCCGGGCUCGUGUCUUUGUUUCGGAUCCGCCGCGUGAUCAGACAGGUCGGGAAGAAGACUGACAAGUUGGAGAGGCUGAUGAUGCGCAUAGGGAUCUUCACAAUCCUGCACACGGUCCCUGCCGCGGUGAUCGUCGCGUGCUACUUUUACGAGCAGCACAACCGCGAGACGUGGGAGUCCGAGCGCGUGUGCUCGUGCCAGACCGACCACAGGGCCCCAGGCCCACAUUACUCAGUCUUCAUGCUCAGGUAUUUCCUCUCCCUGUUGGUCGGCAUCACUUCGGGAGCCUGGGUCUGGUCAGGGAAGACACUGGACUCGUGGCGCGCGGCGUGCACGCGCUGCUACUGGAGCAGCAAAGGCACGAGCGGCUCCCUGUACAGCGACACGAGCACGGGAUUGACGUGGAGGUCGGGCACUGCCAGCUCAGUCUCGUGCCCACCCAAACAGAUGCCCUUGUCUCGCGUAUGAAAGGUGAUAAUGUGGACGUAGGGGUGUGUGCUGACCCUCGGUUUGUCCUAAUUAACACAACAAAGAGGGUCUAAUUACUCUAAUUAGGAAGUGAAGUGUACCCUGCUGAGUGUACCCUAUUUUGGUUGGCUGGGACAGACAGGACAAUGCUGUGGGUACAUUUGAAUUAACUUUAUAAUUCAGGAAAGAACUGAAUGCUUUAUGGACCUUGCAGUGGAUACAUUCUUCUAAACGUGCCAAGGCACAAACUGGCACAUGCUCAAGGAAAACUCAGUGGAACUAUUAUUUAAUAUGUGCCUUAACUUAUGACAUACGGGUUUUUAUUUUAUGUAUUUAUACAGAUUGUGUUGUUGCAUUGUG